Vigna radiata var. radiata (mung bean) is the source of this 1380-nucleotide messenger RNA. RefSeq names its product protein BASIC PENTACYSTEINE4. NCBI's taxonomy places the organism in Eukaryota, Viridiplantae, Streptophyta, Magnoliopsida, Fabales, Fabaceae. Gene Ontology annotation, molecular function: DNA-binding transcription factor activity; sequence-specific DNA binding. The record is from RefSeq and is a predicted model, not a curated record. The coding region runs from base 192 to 1127 and encodes 311 amino acids. Gene Ontology annotation, biological process: response to ethylene. Gene Ontology annotation, cellular component: nucleus. The transcript has 3 exons.
GGAAAACAUGAGAUGAAAGGUGAAGAAAGGAAAGAGUGAAACACAACUUUCUCUGCAGAGAAGUGUCCAAGAACAACAGUGUCAUUGCAGCCUAGCAGAUUUUCCUUUCAGCUGAAGAUUGUUGAUUAAUUAAAUCCCAUGAUUUCUUGACUUCCACUACCACAUCUGUUGCAAAAUUCUCUGGAUGAAAAAUGGAGGAUGGCCGUCAAAAUGAAAAUGACAGACAUAAGAUGGAAUACUACCGAGGACCACAUUCCAUGUGGAAUACUGGUUCCCAGCAUCAAGUGAAAGAGCCAAAUGCACUGGUUAUGAAUAAGAAGAUUAGGUCCAUUAUGGCAGAAAGGCAGGCUGCUAUUCUAGAGCUUGAACUGGAGGCUGCAAUAUCUGAAAAGAAUGAAGCCUUGGCUGCUCGAGAUGAAGCCAUUCGACAGAGGGAUGAAGCACUUGUUCAAAGAGAUAAUGCCAUUUUGGAACGGGAUAAUGCCCUUGCAGCUCUUCAGAGUCGGAACAGUUCUGUCACCUUCCCUUUUGGCAGUGGAAUUCAAUGUGGAUCAAAACGAAUUCAUCAUUCUUCAAACCAUCUGUGUAUCAUGUCUGAAGCUGCAUACAAAACAAAGGAUGCCUCCCCGAUUACAGUUGUACCUUCUGAAGUCAAAUCUCAUCAAGUAAAGAGAACAAAGGAGAACAAGGUCAUUGGUUCUAAGGCAUCAAAACCAGCCUACAAAGUAAAGAAAAUGGGAGAGGAUUUAAACAGGAAGGCUUCUUUUGAAGGUACAAAAAUCCGAUCUGAAUGGCAUAGACAAGACGUUGGCCUGAAUUUGGUUACAUUUGAUGAAACUACCAUGCCAGUUCCAGUUUGCACAUGUACUGGCAUACCACGACAGUGCUACAAAUGGGGGAAUGGUGGAUGGCAGUCAUCUUGUUGUACCACAACAUUGUCUAUGCAUCCAUUACCACAGCUUCCGAACAAACGUCAUGCUCGCAUUGGAGGAAGAAAGAUGAGUGGAAGUGUUUUUACCAGACUUCUCAGCAGGUUGGUGUUAGAAGGCCAUGAUUUAUCUAUACCACUUGAUCUUAAGGAGUAUUGGGCCAGACAUGGAACCAAUCGAUACAUCACUAUCAAGUAGCCUCCUGAAAUUUGUCAGUAUUGAGUAGGUUUCAUUUUGAACCUCUUGCAACAAAUGACCUCUAGUUGAAAUCAUGCCUUGACUGGUAUGCUUGACUUUUGGGAACAUGAUAUGACUUUUCAGUAGAAGGUACCCCAUACUUAGUUACUGAUUUGGCUAGACUCAACUUUGAUCCUUAUUAUAAAUGAGAUACCUGUAAAGUAUCAUGUAUACAUGUGACUUUCUAAGUAACUAGAGGUAGACCCUUUUGGUU